CAUUUAAUUUGUCAACCGGAUCAAUUACACUGGCCAACAAAAAAAUAAUUUUUUUUUGCUGCCGAGGAUAUUUUUACGAAUUUAUAGUAUAUCGGGUGUGCUGGUUUCAGAAAUGACAUUAGUUUUCCACGAUUGGCUCUAGUUCUUGAGAUAAAGGGUGUUCCAGAUAUAUUCUUAUACAAAUAUCUUCGUUCAUGCAUAUUUUACAAACACAAUGAGUUCUUCACGAAGAGGAUGUUUGAAUAACCCCAAUGCAUUCUGCCACAUCUGUGGUGAAUAUUGCCAGGAGAGCCAAAGAAGAAAUAUUACUAACUUUGUGAAGCAAGCAUAUCUGGCAUACUUUGGAAUGAAACUCGGAGACCAAGAUAAGUCUUGGGCUCCCCAUAUUGUAUGUAAAACGUGUGUCGAAAAUCUACGUCAGUGGAAAAAUGGACAAAAAAAAGGUUUAAAAUUUGGUGUGCCUAUGGUAUGGCGGGAGCAAAAGAAUCACGACAGUGACUGUUAUUUUUGUUUGGUUAAUGUGAAAGGUAUCAAUCGUUUCAAGAAGCGUAAAUUUGAGUAUCCGGAUUUGGAAUCAGCAAGGCGACCAGUACCACACUCAGACGAUGUCCCCAUUCCAGUGUUCACUACACUCCCAGAUCUAACAGUGUCUGAUGAAGAAGAUAUGCAGAAUUUGGUGUGCGAACAUGCAGAUAGUGGUAGUGAAUAUGAAGACAGUACUUCUAAACAGCAACAGUUCUCCCAGGAAGAGAUCAAUGAUUUAGUACGAGACUUAAGUCUAUCCAAGCAAGAUUCUGAGCUUUUAGCAUAUAGACUAAGUGAAAAGAACAGUUUGAAGGCCGAAUGUGAAAUAACUUUUUUCGGACAAGAGAGGCAGCACUUCUUCCAUAUUUCAUUCAAGAAGAAAAAAUAGUAUACUGUUGGAACAUCCCUGGACUCCUCCUCCAAAUGGGGUUACCUGAAUACCGACCAGAAGAUUGGCGAUUGUUUAUAGAUAGUUCGAUGAGAAGUUUGAAGUGUGUUUUAUUGCACAAUAGCAAUAGUUAUGCAUCCAUCCCAAUACUUCACUCAACAAAACUGAAAGAGGAAUAUGAAAAUAUAAGAAUGAUAUUGCAGAAGGUUA
Messenger RNA from Hydra vulgaris (swiftwater hydra), 1123 nucleotides. Lineage: Eukaryota; Metazoa; Cnidaria; Hydrozoa; Anthoathecata; Hydridae. The record is from RefSeq and is a predicted model, not a curated record.